AUGGCAGAGGGCGAGGUCCAGGAGCCGCCGGCACUGAACCAGAACCACGAACCACUAUGCGGCGGGCUCGCAUCCUGGAGCAGGGGUCACACGCAUGUCACUGUGGGCGCAUGCGGCGCGUUGAUAGCCAAGCGACUGCCACAAGGGAAGAGAGAGGCACAAGCGGUAGCGCAGAGCGAUGAGCAUUUCGACCGGCGCGAGUGUGCUGCCAGCGGCCAUUGCAUCGGCGCGGAUCAGAGCCUUUUCAGCGACCUCGCCUCCACUCGCUUCGAUACUCGCCUGUUGCAAGCCGUUUCCCCUCCCCCCGUGAGCUGCCCCCUUGGACUCUGGCAUGGGGAUGCUGACCGGCUGUACCUUCCUGUACAUGGACCGGAGAAAUCCAGUCUCAAGAAGGCACGUGAACCAAAGAAAGCGAAGUACAAUUGGGCAGCGGCCAAUGCAGCAAGACGGAAGCGGCCAGAGACCCUGAGUUCGGCUGCUGGCCGCUGCAGUUUCGUUGUCAUCAUGCUCGAAGUGGGUGGGGCGAUGGCGGCAGAGUUUGACGGCUGCCUUGCCGAGCUCACCCAAGGUCCUGCUUCGGCCGCCGCGUGCCUGCGCACUGCUGAAGAGGCGAGGCGCAAGCUCGACCGUGCCAACUGGACGGGCCGCCCGUUGUGGAGCGAUCACGCCCCGCACAAUGCGAUCUGCUGGCGAGAGGUGCCAGGGCUGGCAGCAUCACGCUUCACGCGCUUGCUCUAUCCAUUUCCGCGAAACCGAGUUCGCUCUGUCGCCCGGCAUCGCUCUGCGGCUGCCUCUGCCCGUGGAACAGUUGGCGAUGCGCAUGGAGACCACCAUGUGCGGCUUCCAACCGGCUGCUGCGAGGAAGAAUGGUUAGCCGUCAACAUUGUCGACCUCUUCAAUGAGUUGAACCUUCUAGCUGGUGCUAUAAGUGAUAUUUGCACCGAGACGACAUGUCCAACAAUGAGUGCCGGCAGUUAUGCGUGGCAGUGGGCAGAUGGUGACAAAGUCAAGACGCCCCAGCAGCUGUCAGCGCCAAAGUAUAUAGAGAAGUUGCUGGUGUGGGUGGAGUCCCAGCUGGCAGACGAGACGUUUCUGCCUGUCAAGCCUGGGACACCGUUCCCGCCCCACUUCAAGAAGGGGAUCAAGGUGAUGUACAAGCGCUUGUUCCGAAUCUAUGCACAUGUUUUCCACCACCACUUCAAGGAGUUGGCAGAGUGCGAUGCUGAUGCUCACUUGAACCACUCCUUCAAACAUUUCGUGUACUUCGUAAAGGAGUUUGACUUGGUAGAAGACUCGGAGUCAGAGCCUCGGCCAGUUGGGGUGAUUCCCGGUGAGCCCUGGCGCCCUGUCACUUCAUCAGCCUUGUUCACGCCAACCAAGCUGGGAAAGAGCAGCGAACAUGAGCAUUUCACCAAGGAUUCUAUCUUGGGGGCUUCAGCUGCGGCCACCGACCGUUGUCGAAGGAGCUCCAAAGUAUGGCGGAAGCGCUUGGUGAAGAGUUUGCAGACACCGUGGAGGCGGCAACAGCUGCAGCCUUCUUGGGAGACCGUUCGGACCGUCGAGCUGCAUGAGGAGGAGCGAAAUCUCAUUGCGCAGCAGCAGGCGCAUGGCUGCUGUUUGAGUUGGUGCUGGGCCAUUCAGAACUGGCUCCUUGCAGCGAGUGUCGGAGCCUUGUGCUUUGCGACAUACGGCGUCAUCGAAAUCUCUGUCGGAGCCCUGUCCUCUUUUCGGUUUGGCUUCUGCAGUGCCGAACCUUUCAGGAGUGAAGAGCAUUGUCCAAAGGGGCAGUGGGCCUCCUGGGGUGCCAACAUUAUUGGAUUCAGCGCCUCCGUUUGCUUGGGCACCUGGAUGGCAGCGGCAUCUGCUUUCAUCGUAAGCCGUUUCGCACCUUCCGCUAGUGGAUCUGGCAUUCCGGAGGUGAAGACGAUUCUCAACGGCUUCGUACUGCCAGAUGUAGCUACGUUCCGCACUCUUUUCAUCAAGGCGUUUCAGGAAUUGCGGAUAUGA
Symbiodinium sp. CCMP2592 is the source of this 2007-nucleotide messenger RNA. Lineage: Eukaryota; Dinophyceae; Suessiales; Symbiodiniaceae. The record is from the annotation of a GenBank genome assembly.